Messenger RNA from Aureococcus anophagefferens, 7494 nucleotides. RefSeq lists its product as hypothetical. Lineage: Eukaryota; Pelagophyceae; Pelagomonadales; Pelagomonadaceae. The transcript has 2 exons. The record is from RefSeq and is a predicted model, not a curated record. The coding region runs from base 1 to 7494 and encodes 2497 amino acids.
AUGAAGCUGCUCCUCAUCCUCGCCGCCGCCACGCUCGCCGCGGCGCGGAACUCGAUCACGUACAACGGCGCGACCUACUCGACCAUCCACGACAUCGACCCGCAUUCCUGGUCGCCGAUCUGCGGGAGCUGGUACGCGGCCGUCCCCUCGGGGUGGGCGAUCGCGACCUACUCGUCUGACCUCUACAACAACGUCAUUAACGCGUACCCGUGGAACACGCACGUCAUGGGUGUGCUGUCCGCCUCGGACCCCAGCGUCGGCGAGUACUACGGGACGGCGAACUACCCUACGUUUCUGUUCUCCUCCGGGCCGCUCUCCUACUGGACGGACGGGGCGGGCGGGUACAGGUCGACGGUCUGCAGCGGCCAGAUCCUCAUCGUCAACGGCUACCAAGCGCCGGACCCGACUCCGUAUCCGACUCCGUAUCCGACGCCGCUGCCGACGCCCCUCCCGACGCCGCUCCCGACGCCGCUCCCGACGCCGCUCCCGACGCCCAAUCCGACGCCGCUCCCGACGCCCAAUCCGACGGUCUCGCCGCGGCCGACGCACGUGUCCCACUCGACGCUGGUCGCGCACUACUCCUUCGACGAGGGGACGGCCGCGGGCGACUACGGCGGCCUCGACGGGACGAUUCACGGCGCCACGGCGACGACGGGCCGCGACGGGAGCGGCGCGCUGGCCUUCGACGGCACGAACGACUACGUCGAGUUUCCCUCGGCCGUGACGGCGGACAUCCUCGGGAGCAACUCGCGGACCAUCUGCCUGUGGGCGGUCAUCGACGAGUGGGACGAGGGCGCGCUGUUUUCGCACGGUUCCGGGGCGGAUGGUAUGGAGUUCGGGAUCAUGGCGAAGACGUCGGGAAGCAUCCAGGUCCAGCUCCACGGGGGGAGCUACGACAUGGCCGUGGCGCUCUCCGGGUCCGACGACGGCGACUGGCACCACUACUGCCUCGCCUACGACGGAUCGUGGACGCUCUACUUCGACGGGGCGUCCGCGUACACGUAUAGCGUCGCGCUCGACACGGGCUCGGACUAUGCUCUCACGCUCGGAGACCGGACGGAUCGAAACGGGAACCACUUGCCGACGCCGGGCCCGACGGCGCGGCCGACGGCGGACCCGACGCCGCGGCCGUCCCCGCGGCCGUCGUCCGCCCCGACGCCGAAGCCGACGUCCGUUCCGACGCUCGCGCCGACGCAGACGCUCUUCCUCACCGAGCUGCGACUCAAGGUCGAGAGCGGCGGGCGGCGUCGGCGGAUGCAGGACUCUGCGUGCGAGGAAUUCGAUUCGCUCGGCGUCGACGGCAUCUACGCCACGGUCAUCGCGGACUUCCUGAGCGGGUUCUUGCGCGAGGGCGCGGAAAUGGCCGUCGACAUCGCGUGCGAAGAGGCGGAGGACGCCGCUCGGACCAUCGUGGGGCGCAUGGAGGCGAUCGCGGCGGACGUGACCGGUCUCGUCUUCGGAGACGCGGAGCCCGAGUCGGGGCUCCAGAUGGGCGAGGUCGCGGCCCUCAUGGAGCAGGAAAUCUCGGAGAAGCGCGACGUCUUCGAUCAGGCCCUCGUCGAGGAAGCCGUGCGGCUCGUCGAGGAGGCCGAGGAGGUCGAGGAGGUCGAGCAAGCCGAAGGCGCGACCGAGGAGACCGAGGAGACGCAGAGAUAUUCUGCGGCGGCCGCGUUCUUCGAAGCGCAGGAGACCGUCGUGGUCGAAACGAUCGUCCUGCGGACGCCCGCGCCCUGGCCGUCGCCGACCGCGGGUCCGAGCAACCGGCCGACGCCUCGCCCGACGGCGCGCCCGACGGCCGCCCCGACGCCCUGCGACCCGGCGAAGGCGCCCGAGGCGCCCAAGCUCGCGUCCGCCCGCGUCUCGGACAACGGCGCGGGCGUGAUCUUCGCCUUCGACGUCCCGACGGACCGCUUCGGCAAGGGCGGGUCGAACUUCGACUGCGCGGACCUCGUGACGAUGGACGGCGUCGCGGACUACUGCGCGUUCCGCGAAGCGACGCUGCUCGAGGCCGUGCUCGGCGCGUCGAGCCAGAUCGAGCCCGGGUCGACGGCGACGCUCCUCGCCGGCAAGCUCCGCACCGAGGGCGCCGAGCACUGCUUUCCCGCGUCGGACCAGGCGUCGUCGGCCGUCGUCGAGGGCCCCGCGAACCCGGUCGCGCCGACCGUCGUCUUCGACGCGCCGAAGACCGUCGGCACCUGCGACGAGCUCGUCGUCGACGCGUCGUCGACCCAGGGCAGCGGCGGCAGGCCCUGGAAGAGCGUGACGUGGGAAGCGACGGCCGAAGGCGCGGGCGCCGACGCCGCGGCCCAGGUCGCCGCCGACGCCGCCGCCGCGGCGGAGAACCAGGACACCUACGUCGUCGCGGCCGCGACCCUCGGCGGCGUCCAGCUCCAGAUCUCCGCGACGUUCGUCAGCUACCUCGACACCGCCGGCAGCGCGUCGCACGCCGUGAGCGUCGCGGCCGGCGCGCUCCCGUCCGUCAAGAUCGUCGGCGGCGAGGCCCAGACCGUCCAGCGCUCCGAUGGGCUUCGCGUCCAGGCGCAAGCGUCGGCGGCGACGGCCUGCGGCGACCUCGACACGUCGGCGCUGACCUACGCCUGGGAGCUGACGGCGACGGACCCGGCGGACGCGACGCUCGGGAUCGACGAGUCCCAGGACCCGCGCUACUUCGAGGCGCUGCCCUUCGAGUUGGACGGCGGCGCGACGUACGCGCUGCGCGUCGUCGUCACCGACAGCGCCGGGCUCUCCAACGCCGCGGAGGUGGCCGUCUCCGUCGCGGCGGCGCCUCUCGUCGCGCUCGUCGCGGGCGGUUCGUCCCGCACCGUGUCGGCGACGGACGCGCUCGUGCUCGACGCGUCCGAGUCCUACGACCCCGACGUGAUUCCCGGCGACGAGAGCGACCUCGCCUUCCUGUGGACGUGCGCCGGCGACGGCUGCGGGUCCCUCGAGUCCUGGGACGACGGGGCGUCGACGCUGGCCCUCGUCGCGUCGCCGGGCUCGUACGCGUUCGAGGUGGAGGUGAGCGCCGCCGACGGCCGCUCCGCGCGCGCGAGCCAGAGCGUCGACGUCGUCGCGACGGCCGUGCCGUCGCUGGAGAUCGCGCCCGUCGAGGCGAGCAAGGUGAACCCUUCCACGAGCAUCGUCGUCGAGGCGACCGUGGGGCCGAACGACGCGGCGUGCGUGGCGACGUGGUCGAUCGCGGAGGGCGCGACGGCCAGCGGCCUGGCGCUUCAGGAGCUGGCGCUCGCGGACACGUCGAAGUCGAUCGACGCCGCCGCGUCGGCCCAGGUCCCCUUGGUGAUCGCGCCGGCCGCGUUGACGGCGCGGAGCCGCUACGUCUUCGCGCUCGAGGCGGACUGCGGCGCCGGCGGCGUCGCGGCCGGCACGAUCUCGCUCCUGACGAACGGCGUGCCGACGUCCGGCACCGUCGCGACGACCCCGGACCGCGGCACGUCGCUCGAGACGGCCUUUAGCAUCUCGGCGAAGCUCUGGGUCGACGACGACAUGCCGCUCAAGUACUCGUUCUUCAGCCGCGUGGGCGACGAGGGCGAGGCCGAGACGCAGAUCGUCGGCGGCACCCUCAGCAACUCGUACGGCGGCGCGAUCCUGCCCGCGGGCCGCGAGGCCGCGGGCUUCGCCGUCGCCGUCGUCGCGCACGUCGCGGACGCGUUCGGGGCCGUCGCCGUCGCGACGACGUCCGUCGCCGUCGAGCCGCUCUCCACGGCGAGCACCGCGGAGCUCGCCAACGUCGCCGACGCGCUCUUGUCGAGCGCGCUCGAAACGGGCGACUCGCAGGCCGUGGCCAUGGUGACCGUCGCGGCGUCCGCCGCGCUCGAGGCCGAGGACUGCGGCGUCGACGCGGACGGGUGCCCGGCGACCUGCGGCGCGGCGGCGGACGGGCCCUGCGGGGGACGCGGGACGUGCGUCGACGCCGCGUGCGCGUGCGACGAAGGCUGGAACGGCCCGGCGUGCGGCUCGUCGAGCGCCGACUACGAGGCGGAGCUGGGCCUCCGCGGCGACCUCGUCACCGCGCUCGGGUCGUCGAACGCGAACACGAGCCCGAGCCGCGACGCGUUCAACCAGCAGGCGACGGCCCUCGACUCCGUCGUCGUCGAAGACGUGACGAGCCUCUCGAAGGAGGCGACGGACGCGGCGCUCGGCCUCGCGCUCGACAUCGCGACGGGAUCGAGCGUCCUCGGCGCGCCCCCGGAGACGUCGACGGCCGUCGCGAGCACCUUGAGCGACCUCAUCGGCGUCCUCGCCGGGGACCCGGCGAGCGGCCGCCGGCGCCUCGAAGACGGCCGGUCGUCGGAGGACGACUUCGCGGCGGCCGUCGACGGCCUCGGCGCGUCGCUGAUCGUCGACGUCGUGCCCGACCAGUACGCCGCGUCGACGGUCAGCGCCGGGAUGGCGGUCACGUCGCAGCGGCUCUCGAACGCGUCCGGCGCGUCCCUGGUCGCCGCGGCCGUCGCCCCGGGCGCGGCGACGUCGUCCGCGUCCGUCGGGGCCGCCGCGGGCGGCGACGGCGUCGAGGACGUCGUCUUCGUCGAGUACCAGGAGAACACGCGCCCCAACGCCAACGGGUCCGACGUCGAGAGCACGGUCCUCCGCUUCGGGACCGAGGCGCGGGGCGAGGAGGACGCGACGCUCGCGCGGCGGCGCCUCGGCGCGUCGACGUCCGCGCGCGGCCGGCGGCGCGAGCGGCGGCGGCGCGCGCUCAAGGAGAAAGGGGACGGCGGCGGCGGCAUCGUCGGGACCUGGGUGGCCGGCAAGCCGCUCGCGACGAACUACGAGUUCGUCAUCCAGCGCGUCGCGCCCGCGGCGAACGUCUCCGACGCCGUCGAGAGCCUGACGGUCAACUGCAGCGUCGGCGCGGCGCCGAACGGCACGUGCCCGGGCUACGACGCGCCGGAGAUCCGCGAGCUCGUCUGCGUCAACACGACGAUCGGGUUCGUCGACGUCAACUGCAGCGUCGAGGCCGUGCCGACGUGCCUCCGCUACGCCGAGGACGUCGGCGACUGGGACGUGACGUCGUGCGUCGUCGUCGCGGAGACGGCGACGAACACGACCUGCUCCUGCCGGCAGGCGCCCGCGUCGGACUACGCGUCGGCGACGAGCGGCAACGCGUACCUCAACUACUACAAGCAGGCCUUCUCGAACCCGCUCGCGGGGUCGCUCGUCGACGACGCCUGGCCCCUCAUCUGGCUCAUCGUCGGGCUCGGCUCCGUCUGCUUCGGCGCCGGCAUCGUCGGCGCCGUCCUCGACUGGCGGCAGGCGCGCCGCGACGCCGCGGACGACGGCGGCAAGGCCGCGGACGGCGACGGGCCGCCCAAGGCGGGCCGCGCGCCGGACCGCGCCGCCGCGCUCGCGGCGGCGCUGCCCGAGGGCCUCACGGCGAGCCGGACGGUCUGGAAGAGCCUCGCCGGGCCGUCCGCGCGCGUGUCGACGUACAAGAAGCUCCGCGCCGUGGCCGAGGUCGUCGUCCGCGAGCACGAGUGGUUCGGCGCGCUGCUCCACUACGAGGAGGGCGAGCCGCGGCUCGUGCGCUGCUUCCUCACGUUCGUCGACCUCCUGCUCCUGCUCUUCGGCGCCGCGAUCGUCACGUGGUACUCGUUCCCCGCGGGCCUCUGCGAGGCGGAGAUGACGGAGGCGAGCUGCCUCCGCGUCAAGUCGACGGCGUCCUUCGGCACGGGCGAGCUCUGCAUGUGGAACCCGACCUUCGAGGAGCCGUGCACGAUGGCGCCCCUCGAGGGGUCCGACGAGUUCUACGCGGAGCUCCAGGUCAUGGUCAUCGGCGUCGCGCUCACGCUCCCGUUGAUCCGCCUCGUCGAGGUCAUGAGCGACCGCUACCUCUUCGCGCCCCUGCGCGGCGAGGCGGAGGACGACGGCGACGGCGGGAGCCCCGGCGCCGCGCGGCUGCUCGCGAACCUGGGCCUGGACGCGGAGCUCGCCGCGGGCGCGCGGGACCCGCGGCGCGCGGCCGCGGCGGCCGCGCUCGAGCCGACGAUGCGCGGCGUCCUCGACCGGCGCUACGAGCUCGUCGACGCGCGCGACGCGGCGUCGGACCCGAACGUGGUCGCAGACCUCGACGCGCUGCUGCGCUGCUACGACGCGGCCUGGGGCUGCGACCUCGAGGGCCGCGUCGGGGGCUGCGGCCGCUGCCGCGGCUGGCGGCGGCGCUUCGCGGCGACGGCGUUCCGGCGCCUCGUGGACGCGCUCGAGGCCUUCGACGCCCUCGCGCCGGGCCUCGACGGCGACGCGGCCGAGGCGCUCGCGGCGAAGUGCCAGCUCCAGUACUGGACGGCGCUCCGGCCGGGCACGGAGCGCCGCGUCUUCCUCCGCGGCGUCGACGUCGACGACGGCGGGCCCGCGCCCGUGGGCAGGUGCGCCAAGUGCCUCGCCCUCGGCGCCAUCCUCCUCCUCGUGGGCGGCGCGUUCUACUUCAUGCUCUUCGUCACGCGCGCGCUCGGCAAGGAGGUCAUCCGCGUCUUCGUCGACGCGUCGAUCGUCGCCGUCGUCGCCUGCGCGCUCUUCCUCAUCCCGCUCCGGAUCUGGUUCCAAAGCUACUGGAUGCCCCGGGCCAUCAAGGCGCGCGUGAGCUACGUCGGCGACCCCUUCUCGGUCCCUCGCGUCGCGUUCCGCACGCCGCUGCCCGUCGAGCCCUGCGACCUCGCGCGCCCGGCGCCGGCCGCGGCCGCGGCCGCCGCGGCCGCGGCGCCGCCGCCGGCGGGCGAGUCCCCGCGCGCGGCGAUCGCGCGCGCCGCGCGCGCCGCGGACGGCCUCGCGCGCGCGGCGACGGCGCACCCGGCCGCGCGGCGCGCGGCGAACCGCGCGCACCGCGCGUCGCGCCGCGAGUGGGACGCGAAGCGCGUCGCGCGGUGCGCGGAGUUCUACGCGUGGGAGCCGCCGCGGGCGACGGGCCGGGCCAUCGCCGUCGUCGGCUUCGUCCUCAGCUUCGGCCCCUUCUUCCAGCAGGUGCUCGUCGACGAGACGGGCGGCGUGCUCUUCGGCAUCCUCCAGAUGCUCGGCGAGGAGGGGUCGACGUCCGGCCCCGAGAACCCCUUCUUCUGGGCCUUCGUGCUCUUCAUCGCCGCGCUCGCCUACUGGAAGCGCAAGACGCUCCUCCACGCGCCGGAGGCCGUCCGCAAGGCCUGGCGCAAGGGCGUCAAGGCCCGCGACCGGCGCCGCGAGGCCCGCGGCGGCGGCGGCGGCGGCGACGGCGACGACGACGGCGGCGGCGACUCCGACUCCGACGACGACCGCGAGGAGCGCACCGCCGUCGUCGUGUCCUUCGAGGAGGAGGGCGACAAGCCGGACGCGCGCGGCUUCCUCGAGCGAGCCCUGGCGAAAGACCCGGACGACCGCGCCGCGCGGUCCUUCUUCGACGAGGGCUCGUCGUCGUCGGAGGAGUCGGGCGACGAGCUCGGCGUCAGCCUCACCGCGCGCGGCGCCGAGGAGAUCGCCCUGGACCUCUCCAACGGGGCCGCGCCCUAG